Molecule: messenger RNA, 3582 nt
Organism: Catharus ustulatus (Swainson's thrush)
Lineage: Eukaryota; Metazoa; Chordata; Aves; Passeriformes; Turdidae
Product: erythroblast NAD(P)(+)--arginine ADP-ribosyltransferase-like
Exons: 4
Coding region: 2367-3416 (349 amino acids)
Molecular function (GO): NAD+ poly-ADP-ribosyltransferase activity; NAD+-protein-arginine ADP-ribosyltransferase activity
Source: RefSeq, a predicted model, not a curated record
UCCUGCUCCUGCAGCUCAGGGGGACUUUUCCACUGCGUAUUUAUCCACCCUAAUUAUAAAUAUUCAGUAAAAUGAGCUUCUUGCCUAGUAGCGGACCAACAUGUGUCCUGGCUCAUCCUCUUUAAAGAUUGAUUCCCGCGCGCUAAACCUGUUUUAAGGCAGCCAUUGCUCCUGACUUCCGCAAUGUCGUUAUCACUUGAACGGAACUUUCGCUUCCGCUUCUCUUACAGAAUUCUCAGAAGCUCCUGACUUCUCUUUAUCUGCCUCUCCGCUGGCUCCAGCCACGUUUAUCAUGGUGCUGCUCUCAGGUGCGGAGCUGCUCGGUAGUUUACAGUGGGAGAAUCUCCCCUCCGCUCCGGGCUCCGAUCUUCUCCCCGCCGCCGUGCGCUCUCCAAACUGCUGGAGCGAGCCAAAGCGUCAGACAUUCCCCGCAUCCCUCGGUAUGGAUCGGAACUCACGGGCCGUCUCUCGGGAGUGCUCUCUCUCCAGAACCGGACCCUCACUCCUCACUGACGCUGCGAUCCGAGAAUUCGCUACCGUGGUGCGCAGCUCUCGUGGCGGAGCCAGUGUUCCCCCUCCCUUCGGCCGUGUUCUUUCUCUUUCUCUGACCGGCUCAUCAAUCAAAGCUCUUAAUUCAUCCAGCUCUCUUUCCUGCUCCCCGCGCUCUCCCUUCUCGGCACAAUUCGAGCGCUCAGCGUAAGAAUAACCACGAUCAGCAUCUGAAUGCUGCGCCUGAGCUCUAGCCAGCCGGCGAAGGCGGCAGAGGAGGAAAAAAUCUGUCCCCGAGGGUUGUUAUUAACUCCUAAAGGGACACCACAGGACACUCGGUGGGCAGUCCCGAAGCUGGCGCGGACAAGGAAGUAUCUAGUUCCAUUUUUUCUGGGCUUGACACGGACUGCAAGACCACGCCUUCAUCGCUCCAGACUACCUGCAGAGCCUGCAACUCUGUUUUGGGCAGUGCUGAUGGUAAGGACGGGCUUACCGUAUCUUCCCCCUAAAGAACUCUCGCGCAAAUGCUGGAAAAACAGCCGCAGGGUUGCCUGAUUCUAACUCCGCUUCUGCCCCUGCUGCGGCCAUUCUCUCUGCUUUUAUUUGCUUUAAUGCUGACAUUACUACCGUCCAAACUGUGCUUCAUAGCAACUAUUAACUGCUUGCUCAUUUAAGAUUACCCGAUGAACUUGCUGCCUAAGAGCACCGGAGGUGUAACCUCACACCUGAUAAAGAUAUUUCACCCCCAGAGGUGAGGCAUGGAUAGAGCUGGGAAGAUUAAAAAUUGGCUGCUUAUUAAAUAAAGAGGGUGGGUGAGUGCUGCAGUUGGUGAAGGAGAGAAGCACCAGCCGGGAUCUGGGGAGUCCAUGGGAUGGGGACUGGUGUGCAGCCUCAGACACUCAGUGUCCCCAGGAGAGAACUGUCAGGUCUGUUCCAGAACAGUGCCAGGUCUGUUUUAAAUUAACCUUUCGAGCUCAGUCCCAUCACCCCCAGCGAUCUCUGGAAGAGGAAACAUUCCCAGGGAUUGCAGGAAAAUGGAUUUUCUGUGCUACCACAGCAGGAAGGGUUCAGGUAUCUCCUGGUGUUGGUGGAGCCCUUUUUUUGGGCUCCAGAACUUCUCCUGCCACACCAACAUGGCCAGGGAAGCCACCCAGGCAGUGCCCCAAGAGAUAUCCUCAGGCUCGGGGUGCCUACACGGAUGUCAUUUGACAGGGGACCCCGUUUGGUGUCUGGGGUGUGACAGCAACCCAGUGAGCAGUGGGGAGUGGGACUGGGGGCACUGGGGGGAUUUGGGACCGUGGGAUUGGGGUCCUGGGGGUUGAGAAAUAAGAGAGAGAACAGAAAAUUCCAGUUCCCCUGAAGGUGCUGGAUAGGGCUGAAAGAUGAACUAGCAGAAAACAUAAAAGGAUGUAAAAGUGAGAACACAGCAUGAUAAGCGUGGCUGAGCCCAUGGAGAAGCAGAUAAAAGGAGCUCCACUGAAGGGUUUUUGGUACGUUCUGUAAAACAUAAGCAGCAACACCGAGCAAAAGCGGAAGUUCAAGGCGAGGUGAUUCAGGAUAUUGGAACACUCAGGGAAAACCAUGCUGCAUUUUAUGACUCGAGAGCAGUAAAAUCUUAUCUUAAACGAGGCUGAGCCAAGUAAUUACUUACGGGAAAAUGCUUAUUCUGUGUCAGUUAAACAACCAAUAUAAUGAAUGUUUAAAUAAGGGUUGAUAAAUACCCUGUGGCAAAUUCCCCGUGAGCUGCAGGAGAAGGAGAGAUCCACUGUGAGUCUGAGCUGAUCAAGAAUUCCGACUCUCUGGAACCUCCUGGUGUGCCACGGAGUUCACUCCAGCUGAUUUGGUGCCCACACUGGUCCCUGUGGCCUCUCCCCUCCAUGGCCCUCCUGGCUCUCACCCAGGCACUGCUGGCAAUGACCGUGGCCACCAUGGCCAUAACAGUGCCCCUGGACAUGGCCCUGGACUCCUUCGAUGACCAGUACCAGGGCUGUGGACCAUCCAUGGAGGCGGAGCUGCCUACCCUGAACCACUCCGAGUUCCAGAACAAUCCCCAUUUUGCCAAGCUGUGGACUAUUACCAGGGACAUGUGGUGGAGUCGGGGGUCCCCUGUGUCCCCUCUCUUGUCCCCAGACCAGGCCAUCGCCGUCAUGGCCUGCACCAUGCUUUACCAGGGUGAUCAGUUCAAUGAAGAAGUGCGAGUGGCCGGACGCUCCCGCCAGGCAUACCGGGACAAUUUCCUCUUCAAAACUCUGCAUUUCCUGCUGACUGACGCCCUGGCCACGCUGAGGGCUGCUCAGGGGCAGAAAUGUCACUUGGUGUUCUGGGGGAUGGACUACAUACGAUACGAGGCAAAGCCUGGGGACAUCGUCCGAUUUGGAGAAUUUCUGUCAUCGUCGCUUUCCAAAUCUGUCGCUGAAGAAUUAGGGAACACCACGAUGUUCCAGGUGCAGACGUGUCAUGGUGUGGACAUCAAGACUUUUGGCGAAUUGCCCGAGGCGGAUGAGGUGCUGAUCCCACCCUACGAGAAGUUCAAGGUCACCAAAGUCAUCGAGGAUGGGGAGAAGGUGGAGAUCCACCUCGACUCCAUUGGGACCUACAGCAAAUACAACUGCGAGUGGCUGACAGGUGAGACUGUCCCCAGUGGCCCCUGCCUCCUUGGAGUACUCCUCCUGGCCACCACAGCCCUGACAGUGGCCACCAGGAUCCUCUCAGCCACGAAGCCACCAAGGUUACCAGGGUCACAUUGGCCACCACAAUCACCAAUUCCACCAGGACCCCCAGAGAAACGAGACCACCAAGACUACCGAGGCCACCACUGCCACUAUGGCUACCUUGGCCACUAUGGCCUCCAUGUAGUCACUGCAGCCAGCACUGGCACUGUGAACACUACAACCAACACAACUCCUCUGGCCACCAUGGUCACUUAAAGCAGCAAGGCCACUGUGAUCACAAUGAUCACCAAGAGUCCCUGAGCCACAAGGCUACCACAGCCACUGUGACCAGCACUGCCACCAAGACCAUUGUGCAAAACAUAUAUAAGAAUACAAUACUUGCAUCAAAAAACUUGUAUCAAAUAAAUUCUGUUAAAUUCUU